AAGCGUCACACCAAGUCGCACACGCUCUGCCGCCGCUGCGGCAGGCGUGCUUUCCACAAGCAGCACAAAGAGUGCGCACAGUGUGGCUACCCUAGCGCAAAGCUCCGGUCGUACGAGUGGGGGCAGAAGGCCAAGCGCCGAAAGACCACUGGCACUGGCAGGAUGCGGUACCUCAAGGAUGUGUCCCGCCGUUUCAAGAACGGUUUCAGG
Stereum hirsutum FP-91666 SS1 is the source of this 210-nucleotide messenger RNA. RefSeq lists its product as uncharacterized. Gene Ontology annotation, biological process: translation. Gene Ontology annotation, cellular component: cytosolic large ribosomal subunit; ribosome. Lineage: Eukaryota; Fungi; Basidiomycota; Agaricomycetes; Russulales; Stereaceae. The annotation marks the transcript as partial. Gene Ontology annotation, molecular function: structural constituent of ribosome; RNA binding. The transcript is spliced from 2 exons. The record is from RefSeq and is a predicted model, not a curated record.